Messenger RNA from Diachasmimorpha longicaudata, 826 nucleotides. Its product is annotated as transmembrane protein 223. Gene Ontology annotation, biological process: nervous system development. The record is from RefSeq and is a predicted model, not a curated record. Lineage: Eukaryota; Metazoa; Arthropoda; Insecta; Hymenoptera; Braconidae. The coding region runs from base 13 to 780 and encodes 255 amino acids. The transcript is spliced from 4 exons. Gene Ontology annotation, cellular component: mitochondrion.
AAAAAGUUAAUAAUGUUCAGUAAUUUGGGGAAAAUUAGUUCCUCUUUACGCUUCAAUUUACUGCGGACAGCAGUUCAGACCAAAGAUAACGUGCGAUGUUAUGGAAUUGUUAGAUCAUGGGGACUACAGUCGAGGUGUCAUGAGACUUCAAGAACAUUGAGAUCCUCAUUCCCCAAAUUUUUGAUUCCCAAAUUGAUGAGAUCUUUUGCGGAUCAAUCAGUCAUCAAGAUAAACACUAAUGUAGCCAACAAUGUUCUUCUCUGGAAAUUCGAACGCCCAAAGUUUUUUAGAAACAUUGCCAUUUUCACUGUCCUACAGUUUACGGUACUGAUGACGUGCAGUUAUGCUGCAUGGACAGUCAUUCCGAUAUACAGAAAUGAUAUGACAUGGAAAGAUUAUUUUAAAAAGGCGUAUUUGUCGGGGGUAUUGUGGUUUUUCUCAGCAUUCUCAGCGAUUGUUACCUCUGUGUUGAUCUGGAUCUUCAUCCGCAAAUCUCUGAAAUACAUAAUCUUGAACAAAGGAGGAACCAGUGCGACGCUUGUGACCUAUCAUCCCUUUAAAGAGUCUAUAGCCAAAGUUGUGCCUCUCGAAGAUCUUAUUGUCAAGAAAGACCGAAAUGAUGUUGGAACUUUUAUCUCUCUGAGGGUAAAAGGCACCCGCUUCUUCCAUCUAAUCGACAAGCAAGGUACCUUCGUGAAUCCAGAUCUGUACGAUCUAACUGUAGGCCUUGAUCGAACUCACAAACCUGUGAAGAAGAGUGCAGUCUCCCGUGUGGGAUGAAUAUUAAGCUUUGUAUUUUACUUAAAUAAUAAACUAUUUAAUUGAC